AUGAAGUACCACACUGCUCAGAUCUUGGCUCUUACCAGCAUCGUCUCCGCUCUUCCUCACCCUCAACGCUAUGGCGGCGGCUCAGGUGUUCAGCCAUCUGCCCCAUUGACCACCGCUCCUGCUAGCAGCGGUCCUACCUACGACGACCUGCCAGGCUCUGGUUCUACUCCUUCUGCUGGAGGCUCUGGCCCUGCUCCUCCUGCUGGAGGUCGCCCAGGUGGCUCCACUCCUACUCCUCCUUCCGGCGGUGCUUCCUACGGCGGAGGUGCUGCUCCUCCCGCUGGUGGUGCUGGAGGCUACGGCAGCGGUAGCGGUAGCGGCAGCGGCUGGGGACUUGGACUUCCUCUCCUCGGUGGAGGUGCCAAGGGCGGAAUUGGUGGCCUAGUUGGCGGCGGUGCCCACGGCGGUGCUGGUGCUGGCCUCGGCGGACUCGUCGGCGGAGGUGCUGGCCUUGGUGGCCUCGUUGGUGGAGGUGCUUACGGAGGCGCCAAUGGAGGUGCUGGUGCUGGCCUUGGCGGAUUGGUCGGCGGCGCUGGCAAUGCCGGUGCUGGUCUCGGUGGACUCCUCACCUACAGCAAGACUGGCUAUGGCGGUGCCAGCGCUGGUGUCGGUGGUAGCACCGGUGCUGGCCUCGGCGGUCUGGUCGGUGGCAUCGUCGGCGGUGCCAAGGGCGGAGUCAGCGCAGGUCUCGGUGGCCUAGGUGGUAUCAUCGGAGGCGUCAAGGGCGGAAUCGGUGCUGGUGGCUAUGGCGGUGCCGGUGUUGGCGGCUCCGUUGGCGGAGGUGCUGGUGUUGGCGGCUCUGUUGGCGGCGGUGCUGGUGUNGGUGGCGGUGCUCACGGUGGUGCUGGUGCUGGUGUUGGCGGCUCCGUUGGCGGUGGUGCCGGUGUCGGUGGCUCCGUCGGUGGAGGAGCUGGUGUCGGUGGCGGUGCUAAGGGAGGUGUUGGUGCCGGU
Molecule: messenger RNA, 951 nt
Organism: Bipolaris victoriae FI3
Lineage: Eukaryota; Fungi; Ascomycota; Dothideomycetes; Pleosporales; Pleosporaceae
Exons: 1
Source: RefSeq, a predicted model, not a curated record